Schistocerca nitens (vagrant locust) is the source of this 1258-nucleotide messenger RNA. RefSeq names its product serine-enriched protein (gene gprs). The transcript has 10 exons. Bases 104 to 1258 code for a protein of 384 amino acids. Lineage: Eukaryota; Metazoa; Arthropoda; Insecta; Orthoptera; Acrididae. Gene Ontology annotation, molecular function: protein binding. The record is from RefSeq and is a predicted model, not a curated record.
UGGUUGGCAGAGGGUGGGACAGCACAGCGUCCGCCUGCCCACGCAGCAAGACGCCGCUGUAGUCGGUCUGUCGCCACCACACGUGUAGCUCAGCGGGGGCUCGAUGCCCGAGGCGAGCAGCAGCGCUAUGGCGGAGGCGGCGGCGCUCAGCGACGAGCCGGACCUGAGCACGUUCGAGAACAAGUCGGGCCUGGCCGAGGACAUGAAGUUCCUGGCGUCGAUGCCGGAGCUGUGUGACGUCACCUUCCUGGUGGGCGACACGCGGGAGCCCGUCUGCGCCGUCAAGGCGGUGCUGGCCGCCAGGAGCAGAGUGUUCCACAAGAUGCUGUACCAGGCGCCGAGCCCGCAGCGAAAGAAGGAGCAGGCUCCCAAGGAGAACAAGUUGCGGCUCUUCCUCAAGCGCAGCAGUGAGCCGCUGCUCAACCUGCAGAACGCCGCGCAACAGCGAGGCUUCUCCCAGCAACUGGCGCCAAUCCAAGAGCCAAAAGGCAACCAGCACCACACCCUCAUCAUCGAGGAGUUCGAGCCGGACGUCUUCCGUCAGCUCAUCGAGUACAUCCACACCGGCUGCGUCACGCUGCAGCCAAGGACCCUACUCGGGGUGAUGAACGCGGCCGACUACUACGGGCUGGACGAGCUGCGGCGCGCAUGCGCGGGCUUCGUGCAGUGCUGCAUCAACGUGGACACCGUGUGCGCCCUGCUGGCGUCCGCCGAGCGCUACAUCCAGUACAAGUGCACCAAGUCGCUCGUCCAGAAGGUGCUGGAGUUCGUCGACGAACACGGGAACGAAGUGCUGAACCUCGGGUCGUUCACGCUGCUGCCGCAGCACGUGGUUCGUCUCAUCCUCGCCAGGGACGAGCUGAGAGCCGAUGAGUUCACCAAGUUCCAGGCGGCGCUGAUGUGGAGCAAGAAGUACUGCGACAACAACCCCAACACGGCGCUGAAGGACGUGAUCGGCAACUUCCUGGAGUACAUCCAGUUCCACAAGAUCCCGGCCAACGUGCUGAUGCGCGAGGUGCACCCGCUCGGCCUGGUGCCCUACAGCAUCAUCAUGAACGCGCUCGCCUACCAGGCAGACCCAACAAGUGUCGACCCCGGGAAGCUGUCCCCCAACAGAGUGAGGCGUCAGGCGCAGGGCCGCUCCAUGUCGGUCCAGUCGUCGCUGGACCCGUACGGCAGCAACACGACGCUCAGCUCCACCGGCUCCAGCGAGAUGGCCAGCAGCGAGGGCGCCGGCACCAAGCACUCCUCCAACUGA